Cyanistes caeruleus (blue tit) is the source of this 2567-nucleotide messenger RNA. The record is from RefSeq and is a predicted model, not a curated record. NCBI's taxonomy places the organism in Eukaryota, Metazoa, Chordata, Aves, Passeriformes, Paridae.
UGCAGGCAGGCUGGACCCACCUUGGCUUGAGCGCAUCGGAAUAAAGCCAGGACAAUGCAUUCCUGCCAAUUGUAAACAUCGGGGAUAUGUAUCCACUUAGCAUUGGCUUUUUGGGAGGGGCCAAGGGAAAGCUGCGCUUUUAUUGAAUAGAGCUGUGUGUGUCUGUGUGUGUGUGUGUGUGUGAGAGGCUGCUGCCGUGCCUUUCUCCAGCCGGGCUUUAUUCAUUUCCUUCCUCCGAGCUGGGAACUUCGCAGCCCGAGUGCCUGUAAUAACCAUUGGGAUACUCAAAGAAUCCCUUGGGAGCUGAAGAGGCAGCAUCUUCCAGGCUCAGGGGCAUCACAUCUGGUAUCACCUUGUUUUUCUGGAGUCAUCAUUUUGAUCCAUCAAGCAGCUGGUUUGUUACUGAAAAGCUCAGAAUAUUUCCUCUGAUUGUCUUCCUAUUUGGAUCUUUCCAGAGCUUGGAACGCUUAAACAGCCGCCAUGGAUGACUUUGAACGCCGCAGAGAGCUCAGGAGGCAAAAGCGUGAGGAAAUGCGCCUGGAAGCAGAGAGGCUGUCCUACCAGAGAAACGAUGACGAUGACGAAGAAGCCGCCAGGGAACGUCGCCGGCGGGCUCGGCAGGAGAGGCUGCGGCAAAAGGAAGAGGGAGAUCUCUCAGGAGAAGUAACAGAGAAAUCCGAGGUUAAUGCCCAAAACAGCGUGGCAGGAGAGGAAAGCAAGCGCUCUACAGAUGAUGAGGCCGCUUUGUUGGAGAGGCUGGCGAGACGGGAGGAGAGACGCCAGAAACGUCUGCAGGAAGCCCUGGAACGCCAAAAGGAAUUUGACCCCACGAUCACAGAUGGGAGCUUGUCACUGCCCAGCAGGAGAGAAGUAAACAAUGUGGAAGAAAAUGAGACCACGGGGAAAGAGGAGAAGGCUGAAACGCGCCGAGGACGCUGUGAGGUUGAGGAGACGGAAACAGUUACCAAAUCGUACCAAAGGAACAACUGGAGGCAAGAUGGGGAAGAAGAGGGAAAAAAAGAAGAAAAGGACAAGGAGGAGGUACAGGAGGAGAAACCAAAGGAGCUCCCCAUAGAGGAAAAUCAGGUAGAUGUGACAGCAGAAAAAUCCACAGAUAAAGAAGAGGCAGUAACUGUAAAUGCAGAGGAGCACAAAGCAGAGAAUGAUACAAAUGCUGUGCCAGAAGGGACGCAAAGUGUAACUGAUGCUGUAGAUAAAGAGAAGCUUAGGGAUGAGGAAAAAGCUGAGGAAGAAAGGAAAGAAGCAGAGGAAAGGGAGAGGUUAAAAGCAGAGGAAGAGAAGAGGGCAGCUGAGGAAAAACAAAAAGCAGAGGAAGAGAAGAGGGCAGCUGAGGAAGCUAAGGCAGAAGAGGAGAAGAGGGCAGCUGAGGAAAGAGAGAGGGCUAAAGCUGAAGAGGAGAGGAGGGCAGCUGAGGAAAAACAGAAAGCUGAGGAGGAAAAGAGGGCAGCUGAGGAGAGGGCAAAGGCAGAAGAGGAGAAGAGGGCAGCUGAGGAAAAGGCUAAACUAGAAGCAGAGAAAUUAAAGCAAAAACAAAAGAUGGAAGAACAGAAAAUAGAAGAUAAACAGGUAAAAGAGAAGAAAGUAGAAGAUGAAAAACCUCAAGCAGCUUUCUUAAAAAAGCAGGAGGAAGAAAAAGUGGAAGCUAAAAAGGAAAAGCUGCCAGAAGAGAAGCUCCAAGCUACCUCCAUAAAAGAUCAGGUAAAAGAUGACAAAGGCAAAGCACCCAAAGAGGAAAUGAAAAGUGUCUGGGAUCGCAAGAAGGGUGUUCCUGAGCAAAAGGCGCAGAACGGAGAGCGUGAGCUCCCCGCCUCCAAACUCAAACCGACUGAGAACGCUUUUGGGCGCUCGAAGGGGAGCGCGAACGCGGAGGAGGCCAAGCCGGGCGUGGAGGCCCUGAAGAGGCUGGAGGAUCAGCGGCGCCGCCGGGGCGAGAACGAGAGCGAGGAGCUGGAGAAGCUGAAGGAGAAGCAGCAGGAGGCGGCAGCAGAGCUGGACGAGCUGAAGAAAAGGCGGGAGGAGCGCCGGAAAAUCCUGGAGGAAGAGGAGCAGAAGAAGAAGCAGGAGGAGGCUGAGAGGAAAAUCAGAGAGGAGGAGGAAAAAAGGAGGAUGAAGGAAGAAAUCGAACGAAGAAGGGCUGAAGCUGCUGAGAAACGCCAGAAGAUGCCAGAAGAUGGUGUAUCUGAAGACAAGAAGCCCUUUAAAUGUUUCAGUCCUAAAGGCUCAUCUCUCAAGAUAGAGGAGAGAACAGAAUUCUUGAACAAAUCUGCUCAAAAGAGUGGUAUGAAACCCACCCAGACAACAGCAGUUGUCUCGAAGAUUGACAGUAGACUUGAGCAGUACACCAGUGCAAUUGAGGGCACAAAGGCUUCAAGACCAGCUAAAGCUUCUGACCUUCACGUUCCAGCUGAGGGUGUCCGCAAUAUCAAGAGCAUGUGGGAGAAAGGGAAUGUUUUCUCUCACCUUCUGGGACAGGAACACCAAAUAAGGAAACUGCUGGACUGAAGGUUGGUGUCUAUCAACGUGACCAAGCCCCAGAGAGCAACAAA